AGCAACCAAAAUGACUUUUCUGUGGGCGUCUCUCACUUACCUAGUGCUCCUUGAUGUUGCCUGUGCCAUUAAGCCCAAUGUGAAAAAUACAGAGAGAAUUAUCAACGGGAUGGAUGCCAAUCGUGGUUCUUGGCCCUGGCAAGUCUCACUACAGACUAACUCACGUUUCCAUAUAUGUGGAGGUUCCCUGAUCAAUGAGAAUUGGGUUGUUACAGCUGCUCACUGCAAUGUGAAACCGGGAGUACAUUUUGCUUUCGUUGGACUGCAUAACAGACUUGAUAAUGCUGCGCCAGUCCAGUGGCGAUCCAUAAUCAAGGUCAUCACUCGUCCUGACUGGGACUCCUACAAUCUAAAUAACGACGUCGCCCUAUUGAAGCUGUCUAGUCCAGUGCAGCUGAAUGCCUACAUUUCUCCGGUCCGCCUGGCUUCUCCCACGGAAGUUUUACCCCAAGGUUCCAAGUGUGUCACAACCGGUUGGGGACGGAACAAUCUGAAUUCACAACAAUCCGCAGUCAUAUUACAGCAAGUCGUUCUUCCUUUGGUGCCGGUAGACGUGUGCCAGCAAAAACUUCCCAAACCGAUCACCAGUUCUAUGUUAUGUGCGGGUGGAGCUGGUGCCACAUCCUGCCAUGGCGAUUCUGGUGGUCCUCUGGUAUGCCAGAAAGGCUCCAGCUGGACUCUGGUUGGCAUCGUCUCCUGGGGAAGCCCCAACUGUAACGUCUGGACUCCUGCUGUCUACGCCCGCGUCUCCAAAUUCCGCAACUGGAUUGACCAAACAGUAGCUAGAAAUUGAUGACACCCAUGGGAAACACAAGACCAACGCUGUCACUGGGAUUCCGCCCACCCUCC
Molecule: messenger RNA, 849 nt
Organism: Pseudonaja textilis
Lineage: Eukaryota; Metazoa; Chordata; Lepidosauria; Squamata; Elapidae
Source: RefSeq, a predicted model, not a curated record